Aspergillus mulundensis is the source of this 1500-nucleotide messenger RNA. RefSeq lists its product as uncharacterized. Lineage: Eukaryota; Fungi; Ascomycota; Eurotiomycetes; Eurotiales; Aspergillaceae. The record is from RefSeq and is a predicted model, not a curated record. Gene Ontology annotation, biological process: nuclear-transcribed mRNA poly(A) tail shortening; regulation of DNA-templated transcription. The coding region runs from base 1 to 1500 and encodes 499 amino acids. The transcript is spliced from 6 exons. Gene Ontology annotation, cellular component: CCR4-NOT core complex; P-body.
AUGUCAGGUUUCCCCGCACAGCAACCGGCCCAAGCUCGAAAUGCGACACUGGCUUCAUCACGCUUGCCCAACGGAAAAAUCAGUAGCGGAGCGAAUUGGAACUUCAACCUGCCCGUGGGUGGAACACCGGGGAUACAGGGUAACCAACAACGUAACAUCGGGGCCAUGGGGACUUUCGCGCAGAGCCUCACUGGAUCGCAACCUGCUACGCCGCUGGAUUUGUCCGACUUCCCUUCAUUAUCCGGAGCUCCUUCGCAAUCGCAAGCGCAAAAUCAGGCGCAUCUAGUGUGGGCAAAUGCUAGCCAGCGUGGCGUGCAACAGACCCCCGUUCAAAGACAGCAACUUCCCACCUCGCAAGCCCCUUCGCGAGGGCCACAAACGCAAACUCAACUUCCGCAACAGCAAAACCAACCAUCGCACGAUGACGUAUUCCCGUCCGGAUCUCAGUUUGCCAAUCGGUUAGACGACUACAGGAACGGUGGCCAGGGAAUCAGUGGGCAAUUGGGUGGUGGCGCGCAACCGCAGACUGGGAACAUCGAGGAAUUCCCUCCUCUUGGUCGUAACAUGCCUACCGAGAUUGGUCAAGAUCGAAGGAGUUCAUUGAUGCAAGGCGCCGGCUUCGGGGCGUUCAGUACCAACUUGUCGUUCACGGGCGUCAACCAAAGUCAACCGCAAAGUCGAAAUAUGAUGGCCACUUCGGUAAGCGGGCAAGAACGGAUAGCGUCACCGGGGUUAGCGAGCUCGUCAGGGAUUGCAUCGUCACGAUCGCCAGUCAAUCAAACAACCAACGGUGUUCCGGGGCCAGAAAAAGAGGACCCAAUAAAUGCGGCGGUGUCGAGCCAGCAACAGUCGAUACCAGCGGCCCCAGGUUUGACUCGACCGUCGCAGGAUGCCAACGGAGCCGAGCAACAGCCACUUGCGGAGAUGAGUGAGCUGGAUAGGUUUGGACUAGCGGGCCUUCUUCGGAUGAUCCAUAGUGAUAGUGCCGAUGUCGCCAGCCUUGCAAUCGGACAAGAUCUAAUGACAUUGGGGUUGGAUCUAAACCAGCCAGAACCUCUACACUCAACGUUUGUCUCUCCUUUUGUUGCUUCACUACCGGGUGUACCGCUAGAGCAAAAUUUCGCUCUUCCAAGCUGCUACAGUGUGGCAAACGUUCAACCCCUGCAGACAAGGCUCCCCGGAUUCGCCGACGAGACUCUCUUUUACGUCUUUUACAGCAUGCCUCGAGAUGUUAUACAAGAGGUUGCUGCAGAAGAGCUCAUGAAGCGAAAAUGGCGGUAUCACAAGAUCGAGCGCUGCUGGUUAACGCGGGACGAGGGGUACCCUGGCCCCGUUGAUGUAGAACGGGGAAUUAGCGAGCGCGGAGUCUACGUAAUAUGGGACCCCGCAACGUGGAAGAAAGUCAGGCGCGAGUUUCUUCUUCGCUACGAGGACCUGGACAACCGAAUGGAACUCAACCGGACACUAUCGCGAGUGGCGUUCCCGCAACAUGGAUCAUAA